UAUAUAUUUUUUUUAAUCAAAGCAUUCCAGGUUGUAUAUAAACAGAAAUUGUGAAGGUAAAAGAAAACGUUUCAAAGGUCUCGAUAUGGAGACAGAGGAGAAGCAUAACCCUAAUUCUCUUGAGCGUCUCAGACCAAGAGAUACACCCAAAUCCUGGUCCGAGCUUCCUCUAGAUCUCUUGAUUUCUGUUUUCAAACGCCUCAGUUUUGUUAAUUUCCAACGAGCAAAAUCGGUAUGUCCGUCUUGGCACUCUGCUUCCAGACAAUGUGUGCCCAGAAAUCAGAUCCAUUGGCUGAUUCUCUUCCCGGAGGACAACAACAACAACAACGACAACAAUCCGUGCACGUUGUUCAAUCCCGAGGAAAAAGAUAAACUUUACAGAACAAAAGAUCUCUGUCUGGAAUUUGCAAAGAGUUUUUGUAUAGAGACCUACAGAAGCUGGCUCUUGAUGUCCAAUCGUAUGCAUAAUCUCUACAUUGUGAAUCUCUUCACCCAUGAGAGGAUCGAUCUACCUCCUGUGGAGGCACAGCAUGGAGUGACAAAGAUUGAGCGAACCUUGGAUGAUGAUGUGUUUCGCAUUACGAGUCACAACGGAAAGGAGUACAAAGGUAUUCGUCGACGAUCUCCAGUGCUUUGGAUUGAUGAGGAAACCAGAGAAUAUGUUGUGUUAUGGGAACUGCGUGGAUUGUGCGUAGUUUACUCUAGAAAAGGAGAUACCUCUUGGAAUCAAAUUCCUGAUACCUCGAGCUGCUGUGACAUGGUUUAUAAGGACUCCAAGCUUUACUUCUUAAGCUUAUUUGGUCAGUUCAGAAUCUUCGAAUUUUCCUCCCGAGAAUUUCCACAAGAAACCUUUCAGUGUGGGGUUGCUGUGGAAAGAUUUCGGUUAGGUAUCCAACUUCGUCAACGAAGUAAUUCCUGGAGCAUUGUUGCUACAAAACUUGUUGUCACAGCAACAGGGGAAGUUCUCAAGGUUGAGAAACUGUGGAAAUCGAGGUCUGAAACCUGGUCCUUCCGGGUUUUCAAAUUCUAUUCAUCAGGAUUCCUGAAGAAACAUAAUCGGAUUUAUUCUUUGGGCGACGAGUCAAUGCUUUUGGAUCAAGGCAUCACAGUUCUCGCCAAUGACACUGAUGGAUUCAUUAAAAAUUCCGUCUACUUCAGUGAUACUCAUGGAAAGGACGUACAUGGCAUCUUUCUUUUUAAUCUCGAGACACAGAAAACAGAGCUGUUGCACAAAUAUGACUGUUCUUCAGUUCAAUUCUCUAGAGCUAGAUGGUUCUUACCAAGCUUUAGGCAAGCGUGACUGAUCUUUGCUAUGUUCUACUCUUCAAUAAUAUGUUUUCUUAUAUGUUUUUUUUAUAAAUAUGUUGUUUAUUACUCUAUCUAGCGAUUAUCUCAACUAUGUUUCUUGCCAACGAAUCUCCCAAACUAUUUCAGGCUCCCUACUCUAUUUGGUUCUGCAAAGUUGUCAUCACAAGAAACCACUCAUAAUGCUAGUUGACUUUGGUUU
Raphanus sativus (radish) is the source of this 1507-nucleotide messenger RNA. Its product is annotated as probable F-box protein At4g22165. The transcript has a single exon. Lineage: Eukaryota; Viridiplantae; Streptophyta; Magnoliopsida; Brassicales; Brassicaceae. The coding region runs from base 86 to 1300 and encodes 404 amino acids. Gene Ontology annotation, molecular function: protein binding. The record is from RefSeq and is a predicted model, not a curated record.